Molecule: messenger RNA, 219 nt
Organism: Plenodomus lingam JN3
Lineage: Eukaryota; Fungi; Ascomycota; Dothideomycetes; Pleosporales; Leptosphaeriaceae
Source: RefSeq, a predicted model, not a curated record
AUGUCUGGCACAGGCAAACACAAUGUCUCGGGCGAGAACGGACCUACCCAAUGGCAGUCACAAGCGCUCGGAGCCCUGCAGGAAGCCACCGAGGCCUUCCUCGUCAGCCUAUUCCACGAUGCGAAUCUGUGCGCCAUUCACGCCAAGCGCGUCACAAUCCAGCAAAAAGACAUACAGCUUGCUCGCCGGCUACGUGCCGCCUGGGGCGCACCUGUUUGA